Teleopsis dalmanni is the source of this 2103-nucleotide messenger RNA. RefSeq names its product BTB/POZ domain-containing protein 17 (gene Tango10). Gene Ontology annotation, molecular function: protein binding. NCBI's taxonomy places the organism in Eukaryota, Metazoa, Arthropoda, Insecta, Diptera, Diopsidae. Bases 268 to 1779 code for a protein of 503 amino acids. The record is from RefSeq and is a predicted model, not a curated record. The transcript is spliced from 6 exons.
GUUUGAAAGUUAAAAUUUAAAGUUUUUUUAAGUAAAAAUUGCUGAUUCAAUUAGAACAAGAUAAGUCUAAACAUACUAUACAACUUAAAACAUAAUAGUGUUUGAAUAACAUAAGGUGUGAGCAUUUUCUCCACCAAAGCGCAUUUACAAUAUCAUACACUGAACAGCCUGCCUAAAUUUUAGACGACAAUUGCCACAUCUAAGUACCUUAGAGUAAACAUAAUAACAAAAAAUAUUUAUGAAGUAGUGAAUAUAAAAUAAUCCAAUAUGGCCGACAUUACUGGCGGUCACAAUGAAAAACCUGGAUUUACUAAAAUAGAAAAUAUGGAUACUGAUGACAUUAGUCAGGACGGAAGUUUGAUGAAUAAUUCCCAGAGCGUUCUUGAGAAAAUUGCUAAUUUAUAUGCUGAACAAUUAAUGUCUGACAUUAUAUUGGUUGUUGGCACUGAGCAAUAUCCUGCACAUCGUGUUAUUCUCUGUGCUAGCAGCGAGGUUUUUCAAGUAAUGCUUAUGAACCCCGAAUGGAAUGAAUGUCGCAAGCGUGUUAUUGAGCUUGUGGAGGAACCGUGUUGUACGGCCGUUUUUCCACAAUUUCUUAAGUAUUUGUACGUUGGACAAAUCAAAAUAACGCUACAGACUGUUAUGCCAAUGCUGGCGUUAGCGGACAAAUACAAUGUGAAAGACUUAGUUGAACUUUGCGUUGACUAUAUGAUGAAGCAUAUAGCGAAAGCAGCCACUCAGGGUUAUCUAGUUUCAUGGUUACAAUAUACUAUUGCGUUUAGUCCCUCACAUGUAGAUUUGACAGAAUCUCUUAAGCGUUUUCUCAAGUGGAACCUGGAAAUAGUUAGUGAAUCAAAAGAUUUUGUGGAGUUAGACUUAUCGAUUAUGGUUCUUCUAUUACAACAAAAUGAUGUUGUUGUAAUAAGUGAAUAUCAGUUGUUUAAAAUUUUGCAAAGUUGGUUACUGCAUCGUCGGGAGCUAUUAGAAAAUGAUGACACACUAACGUUGGAAGAAAAAGAUUCUUGCUUUCAAUCGCUAAUCGAACAGACUGUAAUACAUAUUCGUUUUGCUAUGAUGUCACCACGUGAAUUGGCACAUUUGUUGUUAUUUCCUUUACUGGAAUAUGGUAGAAAUUUUAUAAUUGAACGAUUGGCUAUAGGUAUGAGUUAUCAUUCUGGACACGAGGAACGUGUGGAGGAAGUAAGAAAAUCCAGAGAUGGUAAGCUGCAAUUCACACCUCGUCUAUAUUCUAAUGACACAUGGAGUGUAAGCAUAGAAGUGCAUAAAUUUGAUCAAAUUGAAAAAUAUAAAAAUUAUGUAACGUGUUUUUUUUCUUUGAGAAAUAUUGCUGAAACAGAUGACGAUCAUGCAAUAACUUGGGAAGUCGAGUUCUUUCCACGUGGUGUUAAAUAUAACCGAGCGAAAAUGGUUUGGGGAGAGGAUGUGCCAGAGUUCUCAUUAAAUACUGUACGCUUACGUGCGACAUGUAAACACUCAAAUAUUGGAGAGGAGCGUUUUAAGAUAGCGGUUUUAAUAACUGGCGUACAGAACAAUAUUAACCAUAUACUCACAGUACACGAACGCACUGAAUAUUUUUCAAGUAAGGUGCGUGUACUUAAUAUAGACAAUUUAAUACCCUUCGAUGAACUGGCUUUGUCUUCCAUUAAAUUAAGCCCACAUUUGAUUGGGCCUGAACGUAACAAUCUCUCAAUACAAGUUAUAAUAGCGCCAAUGGGUCCAUAUACUUGUCGUGAUGUGCCACCAUUUGAUUUAAAAUAAAAUUUUAAGAAGUACUAUCAUUAGCCAUAAGCGAGAUAGUUGAACUGAAAUUGUGCUAGAAUGUAAGAAUUUUUUGUUAAUCAUAUAAAUACUGUAAAAUAUUUUAUUUUGUAAUAGUGAAGUUUUUAAUAUCUAAAUAUUGUUUGGUUUUUAAUGGGUGUGUACCUAAAAUUAUGUUAGUGAUAACACUAAAAAAAUUUAUUGCAAUUAUAAGUUGAAUUUCAUUUUGAAUGUAACGUACAUAUGUCUCGGAUAUUGCCAAAACAUAUAACUUAUAAUCGUAAAUAAUAUUUACACUAAAAACCAUUGACUAAUUGUAAUUAA